Maudiozyma saulgeensis is the source of this 1998-nucleotide messenger RNA. The record is from the annotation of a GenBank genome assembly. NCBI's taxonomy places the organism in Eukaryota, Fungi, Ascomycota, Saccharomycetes, Saccharomycetales, Saccharomycetaceae.
AUGUUAAAAAUAAAUAUUCUAUUGAAAGGUAGUGUGAGAAGACUUAACACUCAAUGGUAUUACGCAACAGAUAUACCGUGUACGAAGCCAUACGAGCCUAAUUAUGAACCACCAUCCGGGCCUCAGAAGUUUGACAAGUUAUCAAAGCAGGAUUCUGGUGAAUUAGAAAAAAGGUACAGGGCUCGUUUGUCGAAGAUAACUUCCAAAGGGGAAAGUAAAUCUGCGAGUAUUCAAGUUGGAGAAGAUAACCUAUAUACUGUGAAUCUUGAUACAUUUACUAUCAAACCGACUUAUUGGCAUGGGCCCACGUAUGAGGUACGAAGAGGAUUAUGGUUUAAUUCUAAUGGAACUCCCUUGGCACCUCAUCUUUGUUCCGAAUUGGAAACUUUGUCAGUUAAUAAAGAUGAAGUUCAGAAAUUACAAGGCACUUAUAAUGAAGGUAAGUAUGUACUAUUUAGCGACGAAAACAGUAAUGCAGGGUUUAUUCUUAAAAAUUUAGAUGGUGGAAAAUUAUUUCUUAAUUAUUUGAAGUCAGGACUAGGUUCAUAUAUCCCUAUAAAUGGUAUUGCCGUUUAUAGAGGAGAAAAGAAGCCUGUUGGCUUAAAAAAUAUUGAUAAAAUAUUAGUCACAUCAUUGAGUACAGAUAAUAGUGUGCAUGAUCAUGAUCAUAAACGUAUGGAAGAAACGACAAAAGAAGAACCUUCCGUGUUAUCCAAUUUAACUAAUUGGGAUUUGUUUGAAAACAUACCAGCUAUAUUUAGCACCACUGGAUCAGACAAGAAUUCGUCUAAUCUUAAUAUAGACAAAGAUUACAUGAAGCAAGUUCGAUUAAAUGGGAACCCAACAAACAGGAAGAGAAAAAUUAAAGAUCUGGUAUUAUGUGUUCAUGGGAUUGGUCAAACAUUAGGUAAAAAAUAUGAAUAUGUUAAUUUUGCUCAUACCGUUAACUUGUUGAGGUCAAAUAUCAAGACAUUGUAUUCGGAGUCAGAUCAAUUGAAAGAGCUAAAUAAAGAAAAGGGGAACAUUGAUUGGGAGACUAACCCAGGUAUUCAGGUCCUUCCAAUAACAUGGAGACAUUCGAUUAAAUUUAAGACAGAUCCAAUAGAAGAUGAUAUAGCUAAUCCUGAAAUACCAGCGUUAGCAGAUAUUACAGUUUCAGGAAUUCUUCCUUUACGAAAAUUAAUGGGAGAUGUUGCACUUGAUGUUUUGUUGUAUGGCGAAACAUACUACAAGAAACUUAUCCUGGACACUGUAAUGAAAGAAUUAAAUGAUACAUAUACUCUAUUUAUGAAAAAGAACCCAGAUUUUAAUGGGAGGGUACACUUGAUAGGGCAUUCAUUAGGAAGUCUUAUUUUGUUUGACAUGAUUUCUCAACAUAGGCAUUAUAAAUUGAAAUUUAAUGUAUCACAUUUCUUUGGGAUAGGGUCACCUGUUGGCUUACUCAAGCUUGUUGAAAGAACAAAAAUUGGUCCUAAGAAGGGUCCUAAACCACAAUCUACCUUGAGAGUAAAUAGACCUAACUGUGAGGAGUUUUACAAUUUAUACCACACCUGCGAUCCUGUCGCAUAUAGAAUUGAACCUUUAAUCGAUACUAAACUAUCACAAUUUGAACAAGCAUAUUUACCACAUUGGUCAGAAUUGGAUGGGUUCACUACUAAAAUGAUUGAAAUGAGUGGGAACCUUUGGGAUGGCUUACCCACGGGAAAACAAUUUCCAGGUAUGAACACCAUUGCAGAAAAUGAUAAUGAAGUAGAAAAAAUUUCCAAAAAAAAUAAAGAGGUAAGAGUCACUGGUGAGCUCUUGAAUGUGUUAACUUCUCUGAACCACAGCGGAAGGAUAGAUUAUGCACUUAAACCGAACCUUUUAGAGGUAGAUGUAAUAUCUGCUCUAAAAUCCCACGUAUCGUAUUUUGAAGAAACCGAUAUUGCAGGAUUUGUUAUGUUGGAACUACUUAAGAACCAUCAAAGGGCUGAAGAACUUGUUAUGAAAAAGGUUUGA